Molecule: messenger RNA, 2173 nt
Organism: Nematolebias whitei (Rio pearlfish)
Lineage: Eukaryota; Metazoa; Chordata; Actinopteri; Cyprinodontiformes; Rivulidae
Gene: slc22a21
Product: solute carrier family 22 member 21
Exons: 10
Coding region: 6-1790 (594 amino acids)
Biological process (GO): transmembrane transport
Cellular component (GO): membrane
Molecular function (GO): transmembrane transporter activity
Source: RefSeq, a predicted model, not a curated record
GUGGGAUGGAUUUCAAACUUGAGCACAACGUGAUGAAUCACCAGUCUGAGCUCCUUCACUCCUCCACCAUGCGCACGGAGCCCAGCUCUCCCUCCGCAACCAAAGUCACAGAUUAUGAAGACGCCACCGCCUUCCUGGGACAGUGGGGCCGCUUCCAGCAGACCGUCUUCUUCCUCCUCUGCAUCUGUGUCCUCCCCAAUGGAUUCCUGUCCCUGUCCUUCGUGUUCCUGGCGGACACGCCGGCUCACCGCUGCCUCCUGCCCGCUCACCUGAACCUCUCCGCGGCGUGGAGGAACAGCAGCGCCCCGCUGGAGGAGGAUGGGAGCGGCGCGGCGCUGGUGCCCAGCAGGUGCGCCAGGUACCAACUGGGCUCUGUGCUGGAUUACUCGGAGAGAGGCUUGCUGCCCGGAGCGGAUGUUAAUCUGUCCACCGUGCCGACAGAAGGCUGUCUGGAUGGAUGGGAGUAUGACCACAGCGAGUACUCCUCCACCAUCGUGUCUGAGUGGAACCUGGUGUGUGAUGACAGCUGGAAGAAGCCCCUCACCUCUUCCUUCUUCUUCUGUGGUGUUCUCGCUGGCUCCUUCAUUUCAGGACAGUUUUCUGACAGAUAUGGGAGAAAAAUAGUGCUGUUUAUCUCAAUAGCAUUACAACACAUCACUUCGUUCAUCUUGAUUUUCUCUCCAAACUGGACUGCUUUCUGUAUUUUGUAUUUCCUUCUUGGAUUGGAACAAAUUGCCACUUACGUGGUUGCAUUUGUGUUAGGAACUGAGAUAUUAGGUCUACGUGCCAGAACAACUUUCUCCACCGCUGGGGUGAGUCUGUCCUUUGCAGUGGGCUACAUGCUUCUGCCGCUGUUUGCGUUCAGCAUCAGAGGCUGGAGGAUGUUCCUCUUUGGCCUUACAGUGCCAGGCUGCUUCCGCAUGGCUUUCUGGUGGUUUAUCCCAGAGUCUCCUCGGUGGCUGCUUUCUCAGAGAAGAAUAAAAGAAGCCGAGGCCAUAAUCACAAACGCUGCGAAGAUGAACAACAUUGAGCCACCAGCAAUAAUCUUUAGUCCUUUACAGAAUGAAGUGAAGUCAAAGGACACAAGGGCCCACAGCAUCUGUGACCUGCUACGUUUCCCAAACAUCCGCUGGAUCUCUUUCACGCUGUGGCUGAUCUGGAACACCCUCACUAUUGGCUACUUUGCUCUGUCCCUGAACACGGGAAACCUCCAUGGAAACGCUUACUUCAACUGUUUCCUGUCAGCAUUGGUUGAGAUUCCAGCCUACGCUUUGUCAUGGGUUAUGUUUCGUUGGUGUUCCAGACGGCUCAGUCUGUCCUCAUCCCUCAUCACAGGAGGGGUGUUUUUGCUCAUCACACAGCUUGUACCAGCACACUUGUUUUUUCUGUCCACAACUUUUGAGAUGAUGGGGAAGUUUGCAGUGUCAACAGCAUUUGCUGUUGUGUACGCCUACACAGCAGAACUCUACCCAACUGUUCUGAGGAAUACAGCUGUUGGUGCCUGCUCCAUGGCCUCCAGAAUAGGCAGCAUAAUUGCACCAUAUUUCAUUUACUUAAGAACUUACUCCGUUUCGCUGCCCUACAUCCUGAUGGGAAGCCUCACAGCUCUGGCGGGGUUGCUGAGUCUCCUGCUGCCUGAGAGCUAUGGAAUGCCUCUGCCUGAAACCAUCAGUCACAUGCAACAGUUUCCUGGAUGUUGUCAAAAGUUGCCUUACACCACCAGGGAAGCAGAAGACGAGGAAAAGACUGAAGAAGCAUCUCUGGUCAGAAAGUUCAGCACUCAGACUUGAAACAAAUGACUCAGCUUACAGUUUGUGCACAUUUUGUUCAAAAUAGGGGGAAAAAGUUUAAAAAAUCUUUAGUGUUACAUUCAAUAUUUUGUCUAAAGCACGUCAGUGGGUCCAUGCACAGCAGUUGUAAAAGCUCCAAUCUUUCUGUUCAAAAUGCUCGUUGACUUUGCAGUGAGACCACUUUCUGCUGUUUUAACAAAAAUAUUGGAAUAUUUUGUGUCAACACCAUUCAGUACAUAGAAUAAGGUGGUUGUUAUGAGUAACGUUUAAACUUUAGGCUUUUGUAUCAAAUGUAAACCGUACAGAAUUUUAUACUUCAGUUUCAAAUGAAAAUGUUGGGCAUGUAUUGAUGAUUUAAAAUGAAAAGUGAAACAAUUCUUGAA